UUACUCAUUACCAUUGAUGGCAACAUUGCCCAGCACCACUGCUCGAAAAGUUGCUCCGUGUAUCAUAAGCUUAAGACGUGAUUGAAAUCCCUUAAAAAGCUAGUAAGUAGACUUUGAGUACUUAAUGUUUUGGUGAGGAGUGAGUGAGGAGAAACCUUAUCAAGUUUUCCCAGAGGAAGGGCAUGGAAUGUGGUUAAAAGCUCAUCCAAAAACUGCAACACUACAGAUGGACGCUCUGCACAGACACCGCUCCCUUUAUAAAGGAACGACUCCGCCAUGGAAAGAAACAUACCGCAGGCGCUGUGUAGACAGACUCAAAAACAGCCGGUCGAGGCUGCUGGAGAGAUACCGUCAGAUGGAGGAGAGCCAGCAGGGCGGCGGCUCCGGGGCCUCCACCAUCGUCCAGGAGGUGAUGGAGGAGGAGUGGACGGCCCUGCAGUCAGAGGACCGGAGACUGCCCUCGCUGUGGGGGCCAGACGGCAUGGCAGAGAUGUUCAGUGUCAUGAAGGAGUAUGAUGAACUGGCGGUACUCGAAGAAAUCCAGCAGGAACUCUUGUCUCAAGAAAUGUCUAUUAUUGAAGAAUACGAAAGGAACCUGCAGUUUGAGCAGCAAUACAUAUCGUCUGUUGUGGAAGGGAUGGAAGAGAUCCAUAUCAUUUGCCCUGUGUGUCACACGAACAACUUGAGCAUCAACAGCCAUUUCAUCUCCUGCCCCUGUGGAUUGUACAUUAACACUAAGAAACGGAACAUCACCCCGGAUGUCCUGCGGCAUCUUCUGGAGACCAGGGUGUCGGAGCACAUGGAGGACUGUCUCCACAACCCGAUUUUCUCUGUAGCUCCCAACACAGAACUCUCACCCAACCUGAUGAUAAGCUGCAAGGUUUGUGACUACCUGUCCGUUGUCCUGUGAAAGCAGAUGCGGCUGUCAUGAGUGACCUACCUUGUGAGACUUGGAUUUUCUCUGUAUGUUUUGUGAAAUAAAGGUUAUUUUUUAUAUUUAA
This is a messenger RNA of Micropterus dolomieu (smallmouth bass), 1001 nucleotides long. RefSeq names its product RPA interacting protein (gene rpain). Gene Ontology annotation, biological process: protein import into nucleus. Gene Ontology annotation, cellular component: PML body; nucleus. Bases 188 to 910 code for a protein of 240 amino acids. The record is from RefSeq and is a predicted model, not a curated record. Lineage: Eukaryota; Metazoa; Chordata; Actinopteri; Centrarchiformes; Centrarchidae. The transcript has 8 exons.